Molecule: messenger RNA, 1031 nt
Organism: Sebastes umbrosus (honeycomb rockfish)
Lineage: Eukaryota; Metazoa; Chordata; Actinopteri; Perciformes; Sebastidae
Product: granzyme B(G,H)-like
Exons: 5
Coding region: 1-717 (238 amino acids)
Biological process (GO): proteolysis
Molecular function (GO): serine-type endopeptidase activity
Source: RefSeq, a predicted model, not a curated record
AUGAUGCAUGCACUGCACAGGCUUCUGCUUUUUCAUCUCAUGACAUGUCUUGGACUUCACGCACUUGGGAGUGAAAUCAUACAUGGGCAAAAAGCCCCGGAGAAGUCAAUGCUGUAUAUGGCCUCGGUGCAGAACAGAAGCAAUCAUCAUGUAUGUGGAGGAUUCCUCAUCAAUGAAGACUUUGUGGUCACUGCUGCGCACUGUGAUGGCCAGCAUCCUACAAGUGUCGUUCUUGGGGCCCACAAUCUCAAGAAGGAUGAUAAGAAAAUGAGAAACGUUGUAAAGAAAUGGAAGUUUCCAUCUUAUGUGAAUGUCGGAAAAGGGGAUGACAUCAUGCUCCUCAAACUGUCUAGGAAAGCUCGACUGGACAAAAGAGUACAACCGAUUGAGCUUCCAGAGACUGAGAUUGAGUUAAAAGAUAAUGAAACGUGCCUCAUAGCUGGAUGGGGUUUAACAAGUACUGGUGGUAAAGUUGUUGAUGUGCUGCAAGUGGUGGAUGUGCCUAUCGUUAACCCGGAGGUCUGUAAGAAGCAAUGGCGUCAUGAGGAAAUUAGUCUUCCUGCCAAUGUUAUCUGUGCAGGUGGAUAUGGCACAGACAAGGGAUUCUGUCAGGGUGAUUCUGGUGGUCCUCUGGUGUGCAACGGGAAGGCUGUUGGUGUUGUCUCUUUCAACUUCAAAGAAACUGUGACUACCCAAAUUUACCUAACGUCUACGUAAAUAUAUCAAAAUACCUUUCCUGGAUCAAAAAGAUUCUCAAGAAAAACUAUUGAUAAAUGUAACAAUUCAGCAUACUUUUAUUGUACUGUAUUGUCUGGCUCCUCGGCUCUAGAACAGCUUUCCACUGAGCAUCAGGUCCGCUGACACCGUCGCUGCCUUUAAAUUAAGUCUCGAAACUCACUUUUACAAAAUGGCCUUUCUUAACAGCUGACAAACUUUCUUUCUUAUCAUGAGCUGGCUGAUGGUUUGUUUGUUUUUUAAUAUAUAUGUAUACAUGUAUUUUUUUUUUCAAUAUGCUAUACAAUAAUUAUCGU